Vigna umbellata (rice bean) is the source of this 1233-nucleotide messenger RNA. RefSeq lists its product as uncharacterized. Lineage: Eukaryota; Viridiplantae; Streptophyta; Magnoliopsida; Fabales; Fabaceae. The record is from RefSeq and is a predicted model, not a curated record.
UAAUCGUUUAGUGGCUCAGACCCAUCUCUUCUCAAAGCCAGGGUCUCUACUCCUAUUAUGUUCAUAUGUUUUAUGGUCUAUGAUAACUAUAUCAUAAAGUUCUUCCUCUGAUAUGAUUUUAAGAGAUCAAGUUCUAGUAAACUAAUUCAAAGGCAACUGAUCGGUUUGUUUUGAAGAAGAUCAACGCCUGUUUAGCUUCUUUUCUUUUCUUUAUUAACUGUUUGAUCCGAAUUCGGUGUCGUUUUCUUUGAUCCGUUAAAUCUGAAUGGACGCCGUUCUGACGCCUCAGCCUCCCAACAAGAAUACCAGAAUCAAAACCCCGAAGAAAAAAGGAGGAGGUAAUUUCAAUUCUUAUAAACGCUCUGAGAAUUUUGACGCCUAUGCAGGUCUCUUGAACCCUCCUCCUUCACGAUCCAUGUCAUUCUCCUACUCUCAACCGCUCUCCGCUUCUUCUAUCUUCAAUCACCACCGCCACGUGCAACAACAACCACCUCUGCUUCCUCUUCCUCACGCUUCCGGAGGCAUUCGAGGCAGAGACAAGUCUCUGACACCGAAGAAAUCGAAGCCAACGAAGCGAGAGGAAGCGAAGAAGAGAUCGGGCACGCAGUUUCUUAUUGUGGCCUCUCAAAACCCCUGGGGUCCGGAUCCCAAGGACCUUCCCAGACUGGUCCCGGGGAUGGGAAACGUCAACGACGUCGUCUCGGCCGCCGUUUUUAAUUUGGCUCCGCCGCCCAGUAGUUUGCCGUUACCCAACUUUUCUCUCAGAUCGAAACUCGGUUGCAAAGCGGAGGCCGCUGCCGGUAGUGGCGUUGACGACGGAGCAACCAACAAUCUCCGGCGACUUCUACGCCUCCGGUGACGUUGUAACCCUCUCUUUCUGUCUCUCUACCUCUCUCCCGGUUUCGUGGUCGAUCGUGUGUAACAUGAUCGAAUAUGCUUAGUGUGUUGGGUCACGUUACUCGAUGCUUGCACCUACUAUUAUCUUACUACAGUGUUAUUAUGUGUAAAUAAAAACAUCGGCGAGGGUAAAUUGCUGAUGCGGGGGUGUUGGUGAAUACGCUUUGUUUUGUUUUGUCGUGUGGUAUUAGUUGAAGUUGUGCACCGCCUAUGGUUUUUUGAAUGGGAUGCACAUAAUGAUGAUUGGUAGUUCUUUUGAACUUUUGUAUGUACCAUCCGUUUGGGCUAAAAAGUCCGUUUCAUAUGUGUUUAAAUUAUCAGGUUAUUAUUAUCCUU